GGAGUACCACCUUCUUAAUUCAUGCAGCAGACACUCCAUCUUCAUGGCUACGCCUUCGGUACAGAAUAAUGCUGCACGGUACGGGGAAGAGAAUGUCUUUCUCUUCGUCCCAAAUCUCAUUGGGUACACCCGCGUGAUAUUUGCGGUCGCAUCCCUCUACUACAUGCCCUUGCACCCUCGAACAUGCUCGCUCCUAUAUAGUUUCUCUUGUCUCCUCGAUGCGCUAGAUGGAGCCGCUGCCCGGCGUCUAGGGCAAUCCACUCGAUUUGGGGCGGUUUUAGACAUGAUCACAGAUCGCUGUACAACGACUUGUCUACUAGUCUUUCUGGCGAGUGCAUUCCCCAGAUGGAGUAUCGUAUUCCAAGGGUUGAUUAGCUUGGACUAUUCGAGUCAUUACGUCCAUAUGUAUGCAACCUUGGCAAUGGGUGGGAACCGCCAGAGCCAUAAGCAGAUCGAUGAGAGUCGGCCAUGGGUCCUGCGAACCUACUACUCCAACACAAAAGUCCUUUUCACGGUCUGUCUGCUGAACGAGCUCUUCUUCAUCGCACUGUAUCUACUCUCAUUUUCGUCUCCACCACCGCUAGCGAACAGCCCCAAUUUUGAGGCACCUCAAUCAACUCCUUCACAGUCAUGGAGCUCUCCCUGGAGUGCGGGAGCAAUGGAACUAGCCCGCGCAAAUAAGAUAGACGAUUCAUUCCCACAGUUCCUACUUGGUGUCUCAUCAGUUUUCAUGAUUUUCAAGCAGUACGUGAACGUGGUUCAGUUAAUAGAAGCUAGUAAGUGGCUUGUACGACGAGGUGACCUUGAAACGAGAAGGAAUGCACGGCUCGGGAAGAAAAGAGAUCAGUGACAACAUUACGGCCAGCAAAAUUGAUGGAUUAUAUGCAGUACAUAUUGUUUCAGCCGUAAAAAUACUGCAAGGACAUGAACAUAACAGCGAUUCGAGGCUAUACAUAAUCAUACCUAGAAUGACUCUGGAUAUCUUCUGUUCAUAUCCUUCUGCGGAUAAACAUAGCAUGGAAUAUCGGUGUUACAUCGGUAAGAUAGCUUCGCCGUGCGCAACAAGACUCUUGAAGUGAAUCAGGAUUGGUUGGCAGCUAUACAUGAGAAGUAAUAAGCUAGAGCCAUACCAUUUGUCCACUUUUCUAACAUUACCAUAUAUAUGGCGUGGGCCAGAGCGAACAUCCUGGGCAGCUCAUGUAUUCCUAUCACCUCAACCUUCAGCCCUACCUAAGUACCACCUAACUAAAAAUCCUAAGAUACCUCGUGAAAGGCAAGACAAGAAUUCAAAUCUAUAUGACAAGGUAAUAAAAACAAAAAUUAAAAAAGCCACAGGUAUUCUAGAAUCCGACCA
This is a messenger RNA of Aspergillus alliaceus, 1354 nucleotides long. RefSeq names its product CDP-alcohol phosphatidyltransferase family protein. The coding region runs from base 44 to 850 and encodes 268 amino acids. The transcript has 4 exons. Gene Ontology annotation, biological process: phosphatidylinositol biosynthetic process. The record is from RefSeq and is a predicted model, not a curated record. Lineage: Eukaryota; Fungi; Ascomycota; Eurotiomycetes; Eurotiales; Aspergillaceae. Gene Ontology annotation, molecular function: CDP-diacylglycerol-inositol 3-phosphatidyltransferase activity. Gene Ontology annotation, cellular component: membrane; Golgi apparatus.